AUGGGAAUCUGUGUGUCAAAGAAUGUUUCGAAAGAGGAGCUCAGAAAAUCAAUAAAAAGACAAGGAGCAGUGACUUCAGAAGAGGAAGAUGCACUUUUGAUUGCUGAGUUAAGGAGUCAAUUGAGGAUGGUAUAUGGCCACAAAUCUCUGGGGUUAGCAAUGAUGGGAAUGACUGAAAUCCCUAAGAUUACUUGGCAGGUAACUGAAGUAGAAAAACUGAAUGUGUCACAUAAUUUCCUCCUUAGUCUUAGUCCUGGCAUUGAGAACCUUCAGAACUUGGUCAUUCUAAAUUUGCUAGGGAAUCAAUUGGCUGCUUUGCCGAAAGAAAUUGGAAUGCUGAGGAAACUGAGGGUUCUAUUUGCUGACUGGAAUUGUCUCAAAGAAGUUCCGCAAGAACUGAGCCACUGCAAAAAACUCCAGGUCCUAAGCCUUUCAUACAAUAUGAUUUUGUCUCUCCCUGAGAGCUUUGAGGACCUGAGGAAACUGGAAAAGCUCAAUUUAAGCAACAAUCGCUUUGUGCAAUUGCCCACGUGCGUCUACCGGAUGAGGAGAUUAACUUUCUUACACAUCGGCUGCAACAAAAUUGAAAGCAUUUCUGAAAGUGUGGGCCAACUGGAAGACAUGAGGAUAUUUAUUGCAGAGAAAAACAGGCUUCGAUUCCUGCCCAAAUCAAUCUGUUUGUUGAGACCCCUUAAGCUCCUCAAUGUGAACUAUAAUGAGAUUGAAAACCUUCCCAUAAACCUCCCCAUGCUGACUGAGUUGGAAAGGGUAGCCAGCCAUUCGCUAGAUACAGGCCUUCAUAUCAAAUGUAACCCCCUUGCUAAACCACUGCCGGACCUUGUAGAAGAGGGGCUCGAACCUCUCUUUGAUUAUUUGAAACCCAAAAGGGACAAUAAAUAA
Messenger RNA from Carcharodon carcharias (great white shark), 900 nucleotides. RefSeq names its product leucine-rich repeat-containing protein 30-like. The record is from RefSeq and is a predicted model, not a curated record. Gene Ontology annotation, molecular function: protein binding. The transcript has a single exon. The coding region runs from base 1 to 900 and encodes 299 amino acids. Lineage: Eukaryota; Metazoa; Chordata; Chondrichthyes; Lamniformes; Lamnidae.